Messenger RNA from Alosa alosa (allis shad), 4201 nucleotides. RefSeq names its product cohesin subunit SA-1 (gene stag3). Gene Ontology annotation, cellular component: nucleus; cohesin complex; chromatin. Gene Ontology annotation, molecular function: chromatin binding. The transcript has 32 exons. The coding region runs from base 183 to 3962 and encodes 1259 amino acids. The record is from RefSeq and is a predicted model, not a curated record. Lineage: Eukaryota; Metazoa; Chordata; Actinopteri; Clupeiformes; Clupeidae. Gene Ontology annotation, biological process: sister chromatid cohesion.
UGCCUGAGCAUAACCUGAGGUAAACAGAGCCGGGGAGAGGGUAACGAUCUUGUGUACGUCGAAUUGAACAGUCUGCAUCUAGCCAGACCAAGCUAACUAUAUUUGUCAAUCUGAAGCUAGUGUUCAGCCAGCUACCCCGUUCAUCAUUCAACACAGUCAGCUGAUCAGUUCAACCUUUCAUCAUGGACAUGGAGCAAUUGGAGGACUCUGCCCUGGAAAGUUCGGAGGAAGAGCUCUCGGAGGAUGUGUCUGAGUCUGGAAGUGACUUUGAGGUUCAACUCAAAUCUAAGAAGAGGAUGAAGCAGACAGUGGCCCAUGGAACUUUGCCACCCAAGAGACCCAGACGAAACGUGUCAGACCAGUCAAGCUCGAGCCUGACGCCUCCGGCUAGAAGUUCCUCCCCUGUGCAGAAGGGGCCCAGAUGCACCAGCCGGCAGCAAAGAGGGAGGAAUGGGGGAGAGCAGGAGGAGGGAGGGAAGGAGCACACCACUGCUGGGAGUCUGUAUGAGGCCGUCAGUUCUGGCCGCUGUGCUCUGGCGACGGUGGUCUCUGAAUGGCUGGAGGACUACAAGCAGGACCGUGAGGCGGGUCUUCUAGAGCUCAUCAACUUCCUAGUGCAGUGCUGCGGAUGCAGAGGUGUUGUUAGCAAAGAAAUGCUGACCAGCAUGCAGAAUAGUGACAUUAUUUGUCAGCUGACCAAGGAGUUCAAAGAGGACUCUGCCGCCUACCCUCUGUCCUCGGUGGGCCCCCAGUGGCGGCGCUUCCGUGAGAGCCUGUGUGAGUUUGUGGCUCAGCUGGUGCGCCGCUGCCAGCACAGCCUGCUCUACGACGACUUCCUGUUCAGCACCCUGGUGCCACUGCUCACCGGCCUGGCUGACUCUCAGGUGCGCGCCUUCCGGCACACCAGCACCUUCAUCGCUAUGAAGCUGAUGAGUGCGGUGGUGGAGGUGGCGGUGAGUGUGUUUGCACAGAUCCAGGUGACCAAUCGGCGCUGUGAGCUGGAGAAGAACAAAACCUCCGAACACAGAGCCACUCAGAAACUAGAGGAGCUGGAACAGUCUUACAGCGAGCUCAUGGAGCACCAGACGGAGCUGUGUUCCAUCAUGAACGCCAUCUUUAAGGGUGUGUUUGUGCACCGCUACCGGGACCGUGUACCGGAGAUACGGGCCGUAUGCAUGGAGGAGCUGGGUGGCUGGGUCCUGACCAACUCCUCCGUCUUCCUCAACGAUGGCUACCUCAAGUACCUCGGCUGGAUGCUGCACGACAAGCAACCCGUAGUGCGCCUGCGCUGCGUGAAAGCGCUGCAGAGGCUGCAUGAGGAGAAGGAGUUUAUUGGCCGCCUGGAGCUCUUCACCAGCAGAUUCAAGGAGAGGAUGCUGAACAUGGCGUUGGACAAAGACGCCGAGGUGGCGGUGGAGGCAGUCAAGCUGCUUCUACUCAUCCAUAAGAACUCUGAGGACGGUCUGUCGGACGAGGAGUGCACUCGGGUGUUCCCGCUAGUGUUCGCUAUUCACAGAGGCUUGGCUUCUGCAGCCGGCAGCUUCCUCUACCACAUUCUCUGCACUGAGGUGGAUAAGAUCAUUGAAGAAAUUGGGACAGAGAAGCGGCAUGAGACCUUUCUCAACCUGCUCAUCAACUUCUUCAUUCAGAGCAAGUACCAUGAGCAUGGGGAGUACAUGUUGGACAGCCUGUGGGACGUGGCUGGGACCGAGCUGAGGGACUGGGAGACCAUGACAUCUCUGCUGCUGCAGGAGAGAGACGGAGAGGAUGCCCUGGGGGACGAUGAGGAGGCUGCUCUGAUUGAGCUGAUGAUAUGCGCGGUCAGACAGGCAGCGGAGGCUACCCCACCUGUGAGCCGAACUCAUGGGAAAAAGAACCUCACUAUGAAAGAUAAGAAGAUUCAAACCCAGGAUAGAAGACGCAUCACCACCCAUUUCACACCUCUUCUCCCACAGCUGCUGUCAAAGUACUCAGCAGACGUGGGGAAAGUGAAGUGUCUGCUGCGAGCUCCACUCUACUUUGACCUGAGCACCUACAGCAGCAAUGGCCACUCAGAGAAGAGUGUGGAUCGGCUGCUGAGUGUGGUGUGUGAGAUCGUGGAGAAGCUCACGGAGGAGAGUGUGUUGAGGGAGUGUGCACGCCUGGCCUCCGCGCUGUGCACUGAGCCCUACGCCCUCUCCACCCGCGCACACAGGGCCUUCAGCCAGAUGCUGGACCAACAGGUGGAGCGCUUCUCCGCUGUGCACAGUGACUUGCUACAGGGAACCGCUGAUGAUGAUGAGGUGUACACUGCUGCCAGCUCCCUCAAGAGGAUCUCUAUCUUCAGCAGUUGCAUGGACCUCAGCUCGUGGAAGCUGUUUGAUCCUUGUUUUGCUCUCCUGAAGACAGGAGUUCAGUCGAUGGGUUUUGACAAAGAGCUCAUGGUUCCUGCUUUGAAGUGCACAGCCUUCCACCUCCUGUGGGAGAGAAAGAAGAUCUCUGACUCGCCCACCACAAACAAGGCGGAGGUGAAAAGAUUGAAGAAGGAGGUUCGCUCGUUCUGCAUUGUCUGCCAGAGUUGUCUCUCCCUUGGACACGCUCAAGUCAGGGACCAGGCCUUUAUGCUGCUGUGUGAUGUGCUGACGGUGUUCAGUGCGGGCUCUGUGAAGGGCAGUCCUGAGUUCAAACACUUGGCUCUGGUGCCGGACGAGACUCUCCGCUCCGAGAUGGCAUCCUUUGUCCUGGACUACAUCUUUACUGAUCCGGACGACGAGGACAACAACUCUGGUGAGGAGGAGAACCUGGAGGGGGAGGUGGGCAAGAUCACCUCCCUGCAGCUGAGACGGAGCCAGCUAGCCGCCUACUGCAGACUCAUCCUCUGCGGCGUGCUGGAGCUCUAUGCCGCCUCCGACAUCUUCAAGUACUACAGCAAGUUCAACAGGGACUAUGGCGACAUCAUCAAGGAGACACUGAGGAAGUCCAAAAUCAUCAGUCCAGUGCAGUGUGCCAAGACUGUGUGUCUCAGUCUCCAGCAGAUGUUUACAGCCCUAGGAGAUGAGCAGCACACACGUCAGGAGUUUGUGGAGCUGAGGGAGGUGGCCAGACGGCACGCCAUGAGCUUCGGCAUCAACCUGCACCUCAUCCGCAAGCCUCUUCUCACUCUCCACCAAGAUGGCAUCCAAUUUGCCCUGCGUGGCGGGGUUGAGGGAAACGGAUCACCACCCAACCUGGCCUUCCUGGAAGUACUCAGCGAGUUCAGCUUCAAGCUCAUGCGGCAGGACCGUCAGCAGCUACUGGAGUAUUUGAAGCAGGCGGGCGUGUCGGUCAGGAGCCCGUGGCUGAAGAUGUAUGAGCGCUCUCUGCAGUCGGGGGCGGCCCGAGGGCCCGAGGACCCGCCGCCCUCUCGCACGGCAAGCCCCAGAGCCAAGCGCCCACGCCGCAGCUCCAGACCAGGUUCAGUGCGAAGCGUCACCGAAAGCUCCCUGUUGGGCGACAGCAGCAUUGGCCAGCUGGCCACCCCCAUGCUGACGUCCACGGUGCAGCGCAAGGGGCCGGGGCUCCAGGGGCUCCAGGCCUCCGAGCACGGCUCAGCCUCCGCCGGCUCCAUCAGGGCCUACAGCCCAGACCGAGAGUCCCUGCAGCCAUCAGAGCAGCCCAUCUCAGAGAGAGAGUCAGAGGACGAGUUUGAGGAAAGCUCCCUGCAGCGCAAGACUGUGUCCAGCAGGAAGCGUCAGGCUCAUGGCUCCUCCUCUGUCUCCGGUGACAUCAGCUCUCAGCUGGAUCUGCUUAGUUUGAUUGAAGAGGACAAAGAUGAGGAUGAGAUCCAGGAACCAGAGGAGGAAGAGGAGGAGGAGGAGGAGGAGGAACCAGAGAUAGAGGAGUUCGAGGAGGAAUCAGAUGAUGACAUGUCCAUGGCACUGCCUACCAAUCGCCACUCCAGCCACCCAACGUUUCCCUCCAUACUAGAGGAACUCUUUGACUGAGACUUGAGCUGAUGCAAAAGGAUGGAGUUACACCAAAUAAACUCAUUCAAAAGUGAACUGUUAAAAAUAGUUUAUUGCCUUAUUUCUUAUGAAUAAUCCAGUGUAUAGGCUAUAUAUUCAGUAUUUAUACUUAUUUGCCUGUUCUUUAUUAUAUGACUUUUGCAUAUAAUUGUUCCAUUAGUUAAGGUUAAUGUUGAUUUAAUUUCUCAUUUGACUGUGUACCUCUGUUACGUUUGUAA